GGUUGGAAACAAACGACGGAAGAUGAGUAGCAAAAGCUACGCCGAGCCAAACUCCCAGCUACAAGCAUCGGUGCCAAGUUCUCCAUCACGCCCUCCGGACGGGCCGGUCAGGAACGUGCCAAAUCUGCCCCGUAGUCAACCCCCUCGGACCUCCUCUAGCAACGACUUGAUUAUGACCUGUGUGUACAGCCCCAACAGCUCAUCGUCCCGAUCGGGGAUCAGUCCGCAGACCACCACGCCCAAAACCGAUCUACUGAAGCCAACAAUGCAGAGGCCACCGGCGAGGAACGAGGCCGAGUUCCUCAAACUUCAGGGCCCUCCUCAGAGACAAGGUUCCUUGGCGAAGAACUCCAUGGAUGACAAAGCCUUGAUGUUGUCUCGUCAGCCCAGCGGGGCAAGUCCUUCAAACCCGUUGUAUGCCAAGAAAAACUUUGGUGGCUCUUCUGGUCAAAUCAUGGACAGGGUGGCCAAUCAGAAGGCAAUGUCAUGGCCCUUGAAGGCCGUCACAGAUCUUCCUGGUGGUCUGAGGCAACACAAGCCCGAACAGCCAAGCGUCAGCCCGGUGCACCAUCUCUCCUCUGCGCAACGCAACAGAGACUCCUCCUACGGUCUGAAGAACCUGGAAAUCAGGGAAGUGUUUUCUUUAGCGCCCACCGACCACCCUUCCAGGACUCUCAGCGCCGGGGCGGGGGAGAGGCUGCGGCCAAUGGAAUCUAACUGCUUCUCCAUCGCUAUGGAAACAGGAGACGUUGACGAAUACACGCGGGAAGAAGAACUGGCGUCCCUGGCGGCGCAGAACCAGCUGUGCUCCAGGUUCAGGGAGUGCAACAGCUCGCCGCGCGCGGAGAAUCCCUGCGCGGCGUCGCCGGCCUCCGUGCGGGGGGCGGGAAGCGCUAAAAUACUUCCGACCAACGCCAGGGAGGCGCCAGAGAACGCGGCCUAUCACAACAACGAUUAUUACAGGCCGCUCAAUACCUCAGCGCACAACAGCGCCCAGUACCCGGCGGGGAACACCUCCCGAAGCAGCGCGCACCGGCACUACAAUAUACACCCUCCGCAGGGGGGGCUCCUACCCAACCAAAACAACUACCAGAUAUCAGGGAACCUCAGCGUGCCUUGGAUUACCGAGUGUUCCCGGAAGAGAACACUCCAGGAUCGAACUCAGUUCAGUGACCAUGACCUGGCAACCCUGAAGAAGUACUGGGACAACGGCAUGACCAGCCUGGGCUCCGUGUGCCGAGAGAAGAUAGAGGCCGUGGCUUCAGAGCUGAAUGUGGACUGCNNNNCAUUGCAGACAUGGAUUGGGAACCGACGGAGAAAGUAUCGGCUAAUGGGGAUCGAAGUCCCACCUCCGCGGGGAGGGCCGGCCACCUUCCCUGAACACUCCUCCUCGUCCCUGACGCCUACAGAAGACCCCAUAGCCGGGGUGGCGGAAGAGAACGAUCGGCAUGAUGAGGUCUCCAUUUGUCUCUCCGAGGAAAGUUUACAAGCCGAUGAAGUGCCGGACGCGGGGCGCAAUGACGAUGUGGCGGUUAAAGAAGACGGCCUGGACGGCCUUCCUGUGCACAACGUGAAGGUGGAAGCUCCGGAGGAGGAGGUCGGUGACGCCGUCGGCAAGCUGGACGCCGAGCAGAUGCGCUCACUGCUGGAUUAUAAGAAUGAGGAGGUUCGGUACAUAGAGAAUGAGCUGGAGACGUACAAACACAAAUAUGCAGAACUGCAGAACUUCACCCGGAACCUCAUCCUGGCCAUCAGAUCCAAUGACAUCGAGCAGCAGCAGACCCUCCUGAAUGAUCCUCGGGUAGAAUUGGAGGAUAUGGAUUACAGCCGCGCAUCUCCCGACCAUGACGAUACCUCAUACAGCAUGUCCUCCGUGUCCGAGAAAAACAACCCAGACAGCGUCUGAAGAUGCCCCUCCCCCAGCGCCGUUCCGGUG
Messenger RNA from Nanorana parkeri, 1936 nucleotides. RefSeq names its product highly divergent homeobox (gene HDX). The coding region runs from base 23 to 1906 and encodes 627 amino acids. The transcript has 8 exons. The record is from RefSeq and is a predicted model, not a curated record. Gene Ontology annotation, molecular function: DNA binding. NCBI's taxonomy places the organism in Eukaryota, Metazoa, Chordata, Amphibia, Anura, Dicroglossidae.